CUUGGGUUUACACUGGGGAAGCCGGAGGGAAACGCGAUGAUAGCCCGUUGGGGUUUCCCGGAGUUGGGUUCGGCGUUGGAAGCUGCCGUCCUGGACGACCCGUCGUCUCCCUAGGAGGAGAGGAAAGAAAGAAAGAAAGAAAGAAAGAAAAGGUUCCGUCCGGCUGGGGGUUUUAAAAGGGCCGCUUUUUCCUUUUGGCCGAAGCGAGAUUUCAGCCGCUUCUCCUCCUCCUCCUCGGCUCCGAAAGUCAAGCGCGAAAUCGUGGCCCGGAGCUUCGUGCAACCGCUCUGCUGCCGGCGCGGGGAGCGAAUCUUGGAGAUGCCAGGAUCAUUUCUUGCUUUAUUUUCAUGGUGGCAAUAAAAUAUCCUUACCGCCCCCUGCCAACCUGGACUAAUGAAUCUGCAGGAUAAAACAGAACUCUGUAUCGUGUAAACGAGCUGAUGGAUGAAGAUGAGAAGGACAGGGCAAAGAGGGCGUCACGCAACAAAUCAGAGAAGAAAAGAAGAGAUCAGUUCAAUGUCCUCAUUAAGGAAUUGUGCACUAUGCUCCAAGGACAUGGACACCCUCUCAAGAUGGACAAGUCCACCAUCUUACAGAGGACUAUCGAUUUUUUACAGAAGCAAAAAGAAAUCUCAGCCCAGACCGAAGCCUAUGAGAUUAGACAGGACUGGAAACCCUCAUUCCUUAGCAACGAAGAGUUCACUCAGUUGAUGUUGGAGGCAUUAGAUGGGUUUCUCAUUGCACUAACCACUGAUGGGAUUAUUAUUUAUGUAUCGGAUAGCGUCUCUUCGCUCCUUGGUCAUUUACCGUCAGAUUUGGUGGACCAAAAUAUAUUAAAUUUCCUACCUGAGUGUGAACAGAACAAUGUGUACAAGGAACUUUCGGCCCAAAUGCUUGUGACCAACUCAGUGACCUCUGAUUUUCUAAACGCUGAAAAACAGAUCGAGUUUUGCUGCCACUUAGCCCGAGGAAACUUGGAUCCGAACGAGCCCGUUACCUACGAAUAUGUCAAAUUUGUGGUGGAUUUCAAAAAGUUUUCCCAUGUGCCUGUGUCGUCCUUCAACGGCUUCGAGUCCCCCGUGGCACGUGCGUUCCGAUCAGUCAGUGACACCCAGGUCUGUCUAGUCGCAACGGUCCAUCUCAUUACUCCACAGUUCUUGAAGGAACUUUGUAAUGUGGAAGAAUCCUGUGAAGAAUUUAUCUCACGGCACAGCCUGGAAUGGAAGUUCUUGUUUUUGGAUCACAGAGCUCCACCAAUAAUUGGCUACUUGCCCUUUGAGGUUCUUGGGACAUCUGGUUACGACUACUAUCACGCGGAUGAUUUGGAACUUAUUGCUAGGUGCCAUGAACACUUGAUGCAAUUUGGCAAAGGCAAGUCCUGCUACUACAGAUUCUUGACCAAAGGCCAGCAGUGGAUAUGGUUACAGACCCAUUAUUACAUCACCUACCACCAGUGGAACUCCAAACCCGAGUUCAUUGUGUGCACUCACAUGGUUGUUAGCUAUGCUGAGGUUCGAGCGGAAAGGAGAAGGGACGUUGGCCUUGAGGAAUCUUCCAUUGAACUGGCCUCUUCAUCCUUAAAGAGUCAAAGGGAUUAUAUCAACACCCGACACUGCGUGCCCGCUAACCAAGAAGUCAGUCAUGAAGGGGUAUCCAUGUCUUCUCACAGCUCCCGCCGGUCUUCGCACACAGCGCUCUCCGACUCUGCAUCUACAUCAUCCAUACGACACACCGAUGCCAGCACUCCGACAUGGCAAUCCUUAUCAUUGGGGCCAUCAGACAAGGUCUCCUUACGGCUUGCGACAGGUGGCAACACCCAGGGCAUCAUAACUCCCUCGGACCAUCUUGUACCGCACCACGUGACGCAGCCGGCGGUCCCUGCAUCACAAACAUUGAUGCCAGGCUACCAUUUCUCAACGCAAAUGGGAAUGAUGCACCAGCUCAAGGAACAGCUGGAGGAGCGGACGCGCAUCCUGCAAGCUGACAUCAAGAUGCAGGAAGAGGAACUGCACGUAAUCAAGGAGCAGCUGCAGCUUGUGCAAGACUCCAAUUUGCAGAUGUUCAUGCAACAGUCCAUGCCUGUGGUCUUCAGCACCGUGCAGUCCCAACUGAGCCCAAGGCGGCAACCAACGGGAGCAACCUUAGGGAUCAAGCCAGCUGCACCCAAGAAGUCCCAACAGCAGCAGAGCAUCAUGGGAUCAAAGCAGUUUGGCGGUGCUCCCUUGGCCUCCCAGCCAUCCUUCCUCAGGGAACCUUGUGUCACAUCAAGCCAGGGGCAACCACAACAACGAAAACACGUUGUGAGAGGAAGCCAGAUCAAACCGGUGUGCAUGCCCAUUCAGAUGAGCAUUUCCCUACCCGUCUACAACAACCCUGUGGUCUUUACUCAAACCCACCCUCUCCCCGUGCCUUCUCCAAUGCCACCCGAACUGGGUGAGAGGCCACAACCACCUGAUUACAACCAAGAAGGAAACUUAAGGAUGUUGUUAGAUCAACCUGUGCAGUCAUUGAUGUCCAGCACGAGUGGGAACAGUCAGACCUCCCAAAGCAACACUAGUAGACAGCAGACCAAGUUUACUCAAGAGCCACAGAGUCUGCCUUCCGCCAUCCAGAUGCAACCCGUCACGUGCACGGACAUCCGAGCCCCUAUCCCAUCUCCUGGCUUCACCCCUUCUCUGAUGAUGCCCCAACCCAGCGUGACUGUCCCACAGAGCCAUCCAGCUGGCACCCUCCACCAGUGGACGCCGCAGCCUGUUCAACAACAUCAUCUUUACCUCCAGAUGCCAAGCGCAGCUGAACCGGGGCAGAACCAGCACUUAUUCCAGCAACCUCCCUUACCUCAACAGACUGCCACCCUGGGUUACUUCCACCACCCGCAGCCCCCCAGCCAUCACCUGCAAGGGCAGCCGUGCAGCCUACAAGACUUGCCUGAAAUGCAGCUGCCUUGAGGUUCUCCAAGGAGAGGUGGUCAUCACGUUUCCCUCAUGGAGGGCGGCGAAUCCCGAGCACCGAGUAAGAGAGCUUGGUUCCUCCUCAGAAGGCGGCAAGGCCGACCAUGAGAAGGAUGGAGAAGGAGCGGAGAGCUACAAGCUGGCAUCCUUUCUGCUUAGGAAACCGACUCCGCAGCACAAAAGGCAGAUAGCCUUGGCUGUUCAACCUCCACAGCUCCACAAGCGCAGGGAGGAAAGGUUAAGGGAGUUAAAGUUUGCUUCAGGAACUGUCCGUCAAUGUUAAGUUUGACAAGCAGACUAGAAUUAGGAGCUGGCAUGGACAAGACACCAGCAUGACCAGAAUGGUGGAACUCAAGGACUUGCAAGAAAUCACAAUCCUAAUAAUUGCAA
Messenger RNA from Notechis scutatus (mainland tiger snake), 3341 nucleotides. It is a transcript of the gene PASD1, whose product is annotated as PAS domain containing repressor 1. The record is from RefSeq and is a predicted model, not a curated record. Gene Ontology annotation, biological process: circadian regulation of gene expression; regulation of transcription by RNA polymerase II. Gene Ontology annotation, molecular function: RNA polymerase II cis-regulatory region sequence-specific DNA binding; protein dimerization activity; DNA-binding transcription factor activity, RNA polymerase II-specific. Gene Ontology annotation, cellular component: nucleus; cytoplasm; CLOCK-BMAL transcription complex. NCBI's taxonomy places the organism in Eukaryota, Metazoa, Chordata, Lepidosauria, Squamata, Elapidae.